Homo sapiens (human) is the source of this 4090-nucleotide messenger RNA. RefSeq names its product zinc finger protein 528 (gene ZNF528). The record is from RefSeq and is a predicted model, not a curated record. Gene Ontology annotation, biological process: negative regulation of transcription by RNA polymerase II; regulation of DNA-templated transcription. Bases 728 to 2428 code for a protein of 566 amino acids. The transcript has 4 exons. Gene Ontology annotation, cellular component: cytoplasm; nucleus. Lineage: Eukaryota; Metazoa; Chordata; Mammalia; Primates; Hominidae.
CAAAAGAGAGAUCCCUGGACUCUGCAGAGUGAAGAGAAAAUAGCAAACGAUCCAGACGGCAGGGAGUGCAUCAAAGGUGUGAACACAGAUUCUUUCAGAUUUUUAGACUCAGCCUGCUGCCCAGCAGAAUAAUGAGAUAAUGGCAGAACAGUACGAACCAGACUCCACGUGAAGAUAGAAGAAUCAACUUUAAGACCUUUUUGAUGAGCCUCUUUUAAUCCUUUUCCUGCUGUGUCCCAAUUUUCCACAUCAAGAGUGCCUGCCUGUGGAAACCAUGGGCCAUGCAUCAUAAUCUCCUGCAGAAGCUUAAUGUCUGUGAAUUAACCUGAGUUCCAGGCUGUCUCAAUAGAACUUGAAACAACUGCACGUAGUGUUUUUUUCAACAGACAAGUUCUGCCCCACGUUACCCUGAUUCAGAAAACUUCCCGUUCGCAGUACUUUAGAGCACCGACCUCAUAUCGCUCCCAGUACCUCUUCAGGGCACUGACCUUAUAUCCGCUGCCAGCCGACUCAUCCAGGUUUCCCCAUUCACCUUGUGAAUUUCAGUUCCUCUACUCCAGCAGAACCUUCUUUGUUCACGUCCUCAAAGUCCUAUGUUCGGAGGCCACUUGUCCGACAUCCUCGGAGUCCCUCUUCUGGGUCACCAGUUGCCACCUGCACAGACCUUGGGGGACUGAACGAAGGGGGCGAACAUUGGAAUAAAAGACAAAGAUUCCCCACUGCUCCAAUGCAUCACCUCAGUUCCUUGUGUUUUCUGCACUGCCAGCAUGAUACACACAAUACCCUGAUACUCCUACCAAUGUCUGAGUCAGAGAGGAGCUCUAAAUUGGGAAGUAAUGCAGGAAACAAGCCUUGUAAAAAUCAACUUGGAUUCACUUUUCAGUUACAUCUGAGUGAUCUACAGCUAUUUCAAGCUGAAAGGAAAAUUUCUGGGUGUAAGCAUUUUGAAAAACCCGUCAGUGACAAUUCCUCAGUUUCACCGCUUGAAAAAAUUUCUUCCAGUGUCAAAUCCCACCUUUUAAAUAAAUAUAGAAAUAAUUUUGAUCAUGCUCCAUUACUUCCACAAGAACAGAAAGCACACAUUAGGGAAAAAGCUUAUAAAUGUAAUGAGCACGGCCAAGUCUUUAGAGCAUCUGCAAGCCUUACUAACCAAGUAAUCCAUAACGCAGAUAAUCCUUACAAAUGCAGUGAAUGUGGCAAGGUCUUUAGUUGCAGUUCAAAGCUUGUGAUACAUCGAAGAAUGCAUACUGGAGAGAAGCCUUACAAAUGUCAUGAAUGUGGCAAGCUCUUCAGUAGCAAUUCAAACCUUUCACAACAUCAAAGAAUUCAUACUGGAGAGAAGCCUUACAAAUGUCAUGAAUGUGACAAGGUCUUUCGAAGCAGUUCAAAGCUUGCACAACAUCAAAGAAUUCAUACUGGAGAGAAGCCUUACAAAUGUCAUGAAUGUGACAAGGUCUUCAAUCAAAUUGCACACCUUGUACGACAUCAAAAAAUUCAUACUGGAGAGAAACCUUACAGUUGUAAUAAAUGUGGCAAGGUCUUUAGUCGCCAUUCAUAUCUAGCAGAACAUCAAACGGUUCAUACUGGUGAGAAACCUUACAAAUGUGAAGAAUGUGGCAAAGCAUUUUCAGUGCGUUCCAGCCUCAUAACCCAUCAGUUAAUUCACACUGGAAGGAAACCUUACAAAUGUAAAGAAUGUGACAAGGUCUUUGGGCGCAAGUGUUUCCUGACCUCUCAUCAGAGAAUUCAUACUAGAGAGAGACCUUAUGGAUGCAGUCAGUGUGGCAAGAUCUUUAGUCAGAAAUCAGACCUUAUACGACAUCGAAAAACUCAUACUGAUGAGAAGCCUUACAAAUGUAAUAAAUGUGGCACAGCGUUUAGAGAGUUUUCAGACCUUACUGCCCAUUUUCUAAUCCAUAGUGGAGAGAAACCUUAUGAAUGUAAAGAAUGUGGCAAAGUCUUCAGGUACAAGUCUUCUCUAACCAGUCAUCAUAGAAUUCAUACUGGAGAGAAGCCUUACAAAUGUAACAGAUGUGGCAAGGUCUUCAGUCGCAGUUCAAACCUGGUAUGCCAUCAGAAAAUUCAUACAGGAGAAAAGCCUUACAAAUGUAAUCAAUGUGGCAAGGUCUUUAAUCAAGCAUCAUACCUUACAAGACAUCAAAUAAUUCAUACUGGAGAGAGGCCUUACAGAUGUAGUAAAUGUGGCAAAGCAUUUCGAGGGUGUUCAGGCCUUACUGCCCAUCUUGCAAUCCAUACUGAAAAGAAAUCUCAUGAGUGUAAAGAAUGUGGCAAGAUCUUCACUCAGAAGUCUUCCCUCACCAAUCACCAUAGAAUUCACAUUGGAGAGAAACCUUACAAAUGCACCCUGUGCAGUAAGGUCUUCAGUCACAAUUCUGACCUUGCACAGCAUCAGAGAGUUCAUUCAUGAGAGUCCCUACAAACUGUAUGGCAAAACCAUCAUCAUGAGUUCUAGCAUUAAUCAACAUCAGUGAGUCCAUACUAAGUGGAAAUCAUAUAAAUGAAAUGUAUGUGACACAGGCUUUAUCAAGGCCUGCCAAAUCACUGGACAUCACCACAUCACUGUGGAGGAUGAAAGCACACAGAUGAAUUGUGUGUACUUGGGCUAUUAUUCAAGGACCAUUGCUAUAGAACACGAUAGGAUUUACACAAGAAGUAACUCUGUCUCUGGUUCUCUGAUACUAAUCUAUGAUAUUGCAUGAUGCAGAAUAAUGCUAAGUCAAAAUAUGUUGAAUCUCAUGACCUGAUGUAUAUCAAAGGUGCAACGGCUUGUAAAUGACCAGUUUUAUUCAGGCUAUAAAGCAUUCAAUUAUUUGGGGCUUAUAGAAAAGGCUACUUUACUCUUUGUGACUUCGAAAUCUUUUCAUGUGCCUUCCAUACAGGCCAUUCACUGUGGUCCCUGGGAAAGAAUCAGUAGGAUGACAGGGCUGACUUCAUUAGCUGAGGAUUAUUUCUAUCCAAUUUCCUGAUGAAGGACAUUGCCUUUUGAGAUUAAAUAUUGUCUGAUUUAGAGAGCAUGGAGGUGGGCAGAGUAACAUAAAACUGAUGACCGUCAUCAUACUGUUGCAGUUAGCACACUUUCUCCUGACAUAAGUGCACAGAGCUUCAGUGUCCACCAACUGACCAUGAAAUAGAGUAUGCUGUAAUCUUAAGGCAUAGGUUAUUAGUGGGAAGAGAGUAAUAGGUUGCUAGUGUCUGAUUAUAUGGUAGAAAUAAUGCAAGGAAAAAGGUAGCCACCUUCUCCAUUGAACAGCAGUACCUGCUGUUUAGCAAAGACUGAUGAGAAGUAGACUUUUUUUUUUUUGGAGAUAGAGUCUCACUCUGUUGCCCAGGCUGGAGUGUAGUGGUGUGUUCUUGGCUCACUGCACCCUCCGCCUCCUGGGCUCAAGCAGUCCUUCUGCCUUAGCCUCCUAAGUAGCUGAGACUACAGACGUGCGCCACCACACCCAGUUCAUUUUUGUAUUUUUAGUAGAGACAGUGUUUACCAUGUUGGCCAGGCAGGUCUCCAACUCCUGACCUCAAGUGAUAUGUUCACCUCAGCCUCCCAAAGUGCUGGGAUUACAGGCAUGAACCAUGGUGCCCAGCCUCAUUUUUGAAAUGGAAUAGAGAACAGUUAUAUCACAGUUGAGAGUUUAAUCAAAAUGACCGGAUCAGCAUAUUCUUUUUUUAGAUGAGACAGAGUUUCGCCCUUGUCACCCAGGCUGUAGUGCGGUGGCGCGAUCUCGGCUCACUGCAACCUCCGCCUCCCGGGUUCAAGCAAUUCUCCUGCCUCAGCCUCCCAAGUAGCUGGGAUUACAGGCGUGUACCACCAUACCCAGCUAAUUUUUGUAUUUUUAGUAGAGAUGGGGUUUCACCACGUUGGCCACACUGGUCUCAAACUCCUGACCUCAGGCGAUCCAUCUGCCUCAGCCUGAAAGUGCUAGGAUUACAGGCGUGAGCCACCACACCUGGCCAGCUCAGCAUAUUCUUAAGUAGGAUUCACAUUUAAUUCUUGGUAUUAUAAGUUGCAACCAUUUGAUUUAGAAUGUAUGCAGCUCUCAUGUUUGUAGUAAUAAAGUUUCAUUUUUCCUAA